This is a messenger RNA of Corylus avellana, 1420 nucleotides long. Its product is annotated as frataxin, mitochondrial. Gene Ontology annotation, molecular function: iron chaperone activity; 2 iron, 2 sulfur cluster binding; ferroxidase activity. Gene Ontology annotation, cellular component: mitochondrion. Gene Ontology annotation, biological process: intracellular iron ion homeostasis; iron incorporation into metallo-sulfur cluster. NCBI's taxonomy places the organism in Eukaryota, Viridiplantae, Streptophyta, Magnoliopsida, Fagales, Betulaceae. The record is from RefSeq and is a predicted model, not a curated record.
AGCAAAAGCAAAUGAAUGUUGCAACAGCAUCUGAGCUGAGACCGUGGUGUUGUUGGCGGAACUGCGAUCUUGAUGUGGGGUCCCGGCGAACCUGAAGUGGCUUGAAGUGGGCGCCAGCGAACCUGAAGCAAAAUGAAGUGGGGUUCGACAAACCGAUGCUUCGUCCGGCAAGAACAAAUCUGAGGUGAAUUUCGGCGAGAUUGAGCCGAGGGUUGGCAAACCUGUGAUCCGGCGAACCUAUGCUGAGGUUCGGCAAGCUUGAGCCGAGGUCCGGUGAAGCUGGGGUCGUGGGGCCAUUGGCGGAACUGCGAGGUUCGCUGGUUCGCCGAGUGGCCGCUGGCGACUUCUGGUUCGCCGAUGGUUGUCCACUGGCGGAUUUGAUGGUUCGCGGACGAAAACUAGCUGUAUUCCCUACUGCCAUGGCUUCCAGGUUGCAAUUCCUCAGAAGGCUCCCAAGGCUUUUAAAGCCUUCUUCUUCCUCUUCUUCUUCUUCAACGAUCCGUAGAUUCAGUUUUCUGCUUCUAGAAGCUUCGAGGUCUGAGACAACUCGGUGGUCUCCUGCUUGUAGAACCUUCUGCUCUCGUCCACUGAAUCUCGGAGACGAUCCUCAAGGCCCCGCCGCCAUUGAUUACAGUUCUGUACUGCAGGAGGAUGAGUUUCACAGGCUAAGCAAUUCCACAAUACAUCACCUCCUAGAGAAACUCGAGGAAUAUGGUGAUAAUGUUGAAAUAGAUGGCUUUGACGUAGACUAUGGGAAUGAGGUGUUAACCUUGAAACUCGGGGAUCUGGGUAUGUAUGUGUUGAACAAACAAACACCAAAUAGACAAAUUUGGCUAUCUUCCCCAGUGAGUGGUCCCGCGAGGUUUGAUUGGGAUCGGAAUGCUCAAACUUGGGUCUAUAGGCGGAGCAAAGCAGAUUUGCUGAAUAUGUUAGAAGUUGGGUUUCCAUGGUGGAAUCGAAAAUACCAGAUUGACCUCAAGAUAACCCAGUCGUGGACUGUGGCAAUCUUUUUAUUUUUGUGGAUCAUCCAUUUCAAAUGAACUCUCAUAUCAUUACAACAAUGCCAAAAGUGGCUUUUGGGUGUAUGUUGGAUUGCUUUGAAGAUGCUAUGAGAGCAGCUGCAACCGCUCCCUUUGGCCGUCGAGUUUACCCCCAGUGAGUUCCGGUGCAACUACAACCACCACUUUGGUCAAAGGGAUGGCUGCAACCACCCUGAACAACCCCAUAAAAGCUACUUUUUAUUUUUAUAAUUAUUUUCUUUUGGGUUGUUGUAAUGAUUUGGUGUUCUUUCGGUGCACCAUCCAAAUCCCAAAACUUUUUAUUCCCUGAUCUUCUCUAGGAUGUUUCCUAUGUCUUUUCUAGUCACUCUCUCAUAGCCCACAGCCCACAUGUACUAUUUAGAUUAUAAAUUUGAGGGGCA